GGCUGCCCUUAGCGCCGCCCGAUUGCAGUUGUGGCCUCACCACAGAGGGGGCUUAGCCCAGACUGAGCGCGGGUCCUUAAGCCGCGCGAAGAUAGGAGGCCGUGGUUCCCCGUCAUCCGGGCCAUGUCGGGCUGUCACCCUCCGGAGGGAGACUGCGACUCGCAGUGCUGCGGCGCGCAGGACAAGGAACAUCCAAGAUACCUGAUCCCAGAGCUUUGCAAACAGUUUUACCAUUUGGGUUGGGUCACUGGGACUGGAGGAGGAAUUAGCUUGAAACAUGGCAAUGAAAUCUACAUUGCUCCUUCAGGAGUGCAAAAGGAACGGAUUCAGCCUGAAGACAUGUUUGUUUGUGACAUCAAUGAACAGGAUAUAAGUGGACCUCCGCCAUGUAAGAAUCUUAAAAAAAGCCAGUGUACUCCUCUUUUCAUGAAUGCUUACACAAUGAGAGGAGCAGGUGCAGUGAUUCAUACCCACUCAAAAGCUGCUGUCAUGGCCACCCUUCUCUUUCCAGGACGAGAGUUUAAAAUUACCCAUCAAGAGAUGAUCAAAGGAAUAAGGAAAUGUACUUCAGGAGGGUAUUAUAGGUAUGAUGAUGUGUUAGUGGUACCCAUUAUUGAGAACACACCCGAGGAGAAAGACCUCAAGGAACGAAUGGCUUGUGCGAUAAAUGAAUACCCGGACUCCUGCGCGGUCCUAGUCAGGCGUCAUGGCAUGUACGUCUGGGGAGAAACGUGGGAGAAGGCUAAAACCAUGUGUGAGUGUUAUGACUAUUUGUUUGAUAUUGCUGUAUCAAUGAAGAAAGUCGGGCUGGAUCCUACACAGCUUCCAGUUGGAGAAAAUGGAAUCGUGUAAGACAAAUGAAAGUUUAAUGAUAUACACAAAGUUUAUCUUGAUUAUGACUCAAAAUGAAACUCGACUAUUCUUUUUAAUGAAUUGAACAUUUCUGUGAUACUAUUAAUUUGUCACUAAGUGCUGAAGAUGACCACCCUGAAUCUGUUCGGACAUUGGACAAUAUUUGCUAAUAAUAUAUUCUUAUAAUUUUAAAUGACAAUGCAGUGGAAUAAAAUAUUUCAUAAUGAAUUUUUUUUAACGUUUACUUUUAAAUCCUUAACAGCAAAAUAUUCUUUAAAUUCCUUUCUUACGUAUACUCCCAGAGAAUUCCUCUUAUUCUUUAAAGUUACUGAUAAUAUUGACUGGAUGAGAAAAUUUC
Molecule: messenger RNA, 1210 nt
Organism: Odobenus rosmarus divergens (Pacific walrus)
Lineage: Eukaryota; Metazoa; Chordata; Mammalia; Carnivora; Odobenidae
Gene: APIP
Product: APAF1 interacting protein
Exons: 7
Coding region: 124-852 (242 amino acids)
Cellular component (GO): cytoplasm
Molecular function (GO): metal ion binding; methylthioribulose 1-phosphate dehydratase activity
Source: RefSeq, a predicted model, not a curated record